Messenger RNA from Eruca vesicaria subsp. sativa (arugula), 1995 nucleotides. Lineage: Eukaryota; Viridiplantae; Streptophyta; Magnoliopsida; Brassicales; Brassicaceae. The record is from the annotation of a GenBank genome assembly.
AUGUCAAGUUACGUUGGUGUGGUGGUCUCUGAUCCAUGGUUACAUAGCCAAUUCACACAAGUCGAGUUACGUACCCUUAAAUCCAAGUUUAACUCAAAUAAAACGCUCUUGGAUCGUUUCACCGUUGGAGAUUUACCUCCGGUUUUCGCAAAGUUGAACGCUUUUAGUGGCACCUUUGAUGAGGAUGAGAUCAAAUCUGUAUUGGACAAGUCUUAUUCCAAUACUACUGAUCAAGAAGUCGAUUUCGAGACUUUCCUCCGGGCGUAUUUAAGUGUGCAAGCCCGGGGAGUGGAAAAGUCAGGAGGAUCAAAGGCUUUUUCUUCUUCAUUCCUCAAAACUAGCACCACCACGGUUCACCAUGCCAUUAACGAAUCCGAGAAGUCUUCCUAUGUUUCCCAUGUCAAUAGUUACUUGAGAGAUGAUCCUUUCUUGAAGUCUUACCUACCUAUCGAUCCUGCUACUAAUUCUUUCUUUGAUCUUGUUAAAGAUGGUGUUCUUUUGUGUAAGCUUAUAAAUCUUGCUGUUCCUGGGACCAUCGACGAACGAGCUAUCAACACAAAGAAAAUUCUGAACCCAUGGGAGAGGAAUGAGAAUCUUACUCUUGGUCUCAAUUCUGCCAAAGCAAUUGGCUGCACUGUGGUCAACAUUGGAACACAAGACAUUGCUGAAGGAAGACCAUAUCUCGUACUUGGUUUGAUCUCUCAGAUUAUUAAGGAUGCGGAGGAGCUCAUGGGAUUGGCUCCUGAAAAAGUAUUGCUGAAAUGGAUGAAUUUUCAUCUGAAGAAAGCUGGUUAUGAAAAGCAGGUUACCAAUUUUUCUUCUGACGUGAAGGAUGGCGAGGCGUAUGCGUAUCUGCUUAAUGCUCUUGCUCCAGAACACAGUACACAUUUGGCAUUAGAGACCAAAGACCCUACAGAAAGAGCGAAGAAAGUUCUUGAACAGGCUGAGAAGAUGGAUUGUAAAAGAUACCUUUCUCCAAAGGAUAUAGUGGACGGCUCUGCAAAUCUUAACCUUGCAUUUGUGGCCCAAAUAUUUCAACACAGGAAUGGAUUGACUGAUGACAGUUCAAAGUCGACUUCAUUUGCUGAGAUGAUGACAGAUGAUGUGGAAACUUCACGAGAAGAAAGAUGUUUCCGCCUCUGGAUUAACAGUCUUGGAACUGCUACUUAUGUCAACAAUGUUUUUGAGGAUCUUAGGAAUGGAUGGGUUCUUCUCGAAGUUCUUGAUAAAGUUUCACCUGGCUCGGUCAACUGGAAACACGCAAAUAAACCUCCCAUAAAAAUGCCAUUCAAAAAGGUUGAGAACUGCAACGAAGUCAUUAAGAUUGGGAAAGAGCUGCGCUUCUCGCUUGUAAAUGUAGCUGGUAACGACAUUGUGCAAGGAAAUAAGAAACUCCUCCUCGCUUUCCUGUGGCAACUAAUGAGAUAUACAAUGCUCCAACUUCUGAAGAACUUGAGAUCUCACUCGGAAGGUAAAGAAAUUACAGAUGCCGAUAUUCUAAACUGGGCGAAUAGGAAAGUGAAACGAGUGGGACGAACUUCUCAGGCAGAGAGCUUCAGGGACAAAAAUCUGUCAAGUGGAAUCUUCUUUCUGGAGCUUCUGACUGCGGUAGAGACACGAGUUGUCAACUGGAGCCUCGUUACCAGUGGAGAAACAGAGGAAGAUAAGAAGUUGAACGCCACAUACAUAAUCAGUGUUGCAAGGAAACUCGGAUGCUCCAUAUUCUUGUUGCCUGAGGAUAUCAUAGAGGUGAACCCGAAGAUGAUGCUUAUUCUGGCUGCUAGCAUCAUGUACUGGAGCCUCCAGCAACAAUCAGACACAGAGUCGAAUGUCUCAGAAGAUGCUGCUGACGAAGGCGAUGCAAACUCUGCUUGUGGUGAAAUCUCCAACUUGUCCCUUGAUGAAGAGGCUUCUGAGUCUUCUCCAGUUGUGACAACGGCAGACGAGGAUAAGGAGGAGGUUAAUGGUGAUGGUGAGAAUAAUAAUGAUGCUUAA